Molecule: messenger RNA, 1348 nt
Organism: Salvia miltiorrhiza (redroot sage)
Lineage: Eukaryota; Viridiplantae; Streptophyta; Magnoliopsida; Lamiales; Lamiaceae
Exons: 9
Coding region: 248-1000 (250 amino acids)
Source: RefSeq, a predicted model, not a curated record
AGGAAAUCAAGGAUAUUAUACGCCACAGAAGGUAUUAUGAAACACAUAUAUCUGAAUUUAUUUCCUACUUAAUUAUUCGAAAUAACUAUAGAUUAUAAUAAUUGUUUGUUAAUGCAUUCAGACAGCUCAUGGAAAUAAGAGUAAGAAUGUUCUUAAUCCGUUGGAUACAAAUAUUAUAAACUUACCAUUUGAUGUUUCUGGAUCAUUGGACACGCCUCUUUCUUCAAGAAAAACAAGUUCACAUCAGAUGAAGUUAGGUGAUUCAACGAUAACAGGAAAGGAAAAUCAAGGGUAUUACACACCACAGAAGACAGUUCUUGGAAACAAGAUUAUGAAUGUUCUUCAUCCGUUGGAUACUAAUAUUGUGAACUUACCAUCUGAUGUCAAUGCAUGGGAUUCACCCAUUAUUGGGUGUGUCAGCAAGGACGUCACUGUCAAAAAUGUGCAAUAUCGAGAAUCGGAGUUCAGUAACAUUGUGUGCAAUAGGAAACCACUGACAAGUAAAGAAAAGGCAAUUGCCAUGCACUGUAUGUACGAUGAUGGUGUUGAUGAGGACAAGGUACUUUUUAUGUACAAGGAUGUUGAGUUAUGCAGAUAUGAUUUGAUGUCUCUGCGAAGAGGGUGUGCAGUGCAGCCAUCGAUAAUAAAUGCAUGGUCUAUAAUUCUCAACAAUGUUGCUAUUAUCGAGCAUUCAGAAAAACCAGUUCGUUUCUUUGCUUCUGCAGAUAUAUACAUUGAUUGCAUUUUUGAUACUGGAAUGACAUAUGCGUCACGACAACGGGCAUUUUUGGAUGCAAUGAAUCGUGAGAUGCGUUUGUAUCAAAGCAAUGAUAUUGGUGCAAUUGAUAUGUUCUUCUUCCCUGUGUUUCCUAGUGAGCAUCCAUAUGUUAUAUAUUUUGACAUACGAAAGGAGUUGAUGUUCAUCCUAGACAGUUCAGUGAUACUGAAUCAGCACCCUGUUGGAUCAAGUUACGAUAUUUUGUGUGAUAUGUUUUUGUAGAUCUAAAAUGGGCAGACCCAAAAAAUCAAAUUGACUGUUCGUUGUAUUUGAUGCGUCACAUGGAGACGUUUGAGGGCGACACAUCACAUAAUUGGAAUGCUGGAUUGGUGAAUGCAACACAUAUUAAUCUAUGUGUCUUGAGGUUGAGAUACUGCGUAGCUAUAAUAACAUGGGACAAGAAUAAGGUUAAGGAUUCUGUUUUAACAGAUUCAUCUGAAUGUGUCAUUGAACUUGCAAAUAAUGCAACAAAAUUUGAUGCAGUUCUGUUAGGAUGAUGUAACAUCUUAGUUUAUUUUGAAGAAUUGUCUAGGUAUUUAGUACCAUGAUAUUCUUGGUUAAAUUAUUGAG